Molecule: messenger RNA, 969 nt
Organism: Marmota monax (woodchuck)
Lineage: Eukaryota; Metazoa; Chordata; Mammalia; Rodentia; Sciuridae
Gene: Lypd2
Product: LY6/PLAUR domain containing 2
Exons: 3
Coding region: 571-894 (107 amino acids)
Molecular function (GO): acetylcholine receptor inhibitor activity
Source: RefSeq, a predicted model, not a curated record
CAAGCUGCUGCCUGGCUCACCAGGUGACCUUGCCUAAAUCAAUUAGCUUCUGAGAGCCCAGUUUCCUUAUCCAACUAAAAUUAAUUAGCACUGUGCACCUCCAGAGCUGUCAUGAGGAAAAACAGAUCCAGCAGCUGCCUCUGACACACACUGGACUCUGGGCUGCCAGGCCCUCUCCCCUCCCGCCAUGCACACUCACCCUGCCCAGGGCCCAGGAGGACGAAGGCUCUCCCGCAUCAGGGGAAGCCCAGAUCCCAGUGGAGCUGACCCAGUAGAAGGCCUAGGACCAUAAAAGGACCAUCAGAGACCCCCAUAGGCAAAAUUCCAUCCAUUGGAGGGGCAUCUUCUGCAGUGGGGACCGAGAAGCAAGAAUCAGGAAGGGAGUGAGACUCUGACACUCCACCGGCCCCACCCCCACCCCAGUGUGAGUCCUGCCCAGCAUGUUGAGACUGUGCCCUGGACCACUAGGGGAGAGACAAGCCAGGCCCCGUGGACCCAGCCAUACUCCCCCCACAUACUCUGGCAGCUGGGCCUGGAGCAGGGGUGACCAGGACCCCUGGGGAUGCAGCAAUGGCCUUAAAAUGCUACACCUGUUUCGAACCCACGGGUGUGUCCAGCUGCAUCACCAUCACCAACUGCGAUGCCAACGAAACUAUGUGCAAGACCACGCUCUACUCCCGAGAGAUUGUGUACCCCUUCCUGGGAGACUCCACAGUGACCAAAUCCUGCGCCAGCAGGUGUGAGCCCUCGGAUGUCGACGGCAUUGGCCAGACCCGGCCAGUGUCCUGCUGCAACACUGAGCUGUGCAACGUGGACGGGGCGCUCUCCCUGGGCAGCCCCCACAGCCUGGCCCUCGCCCUCACGCUCACCCCGCUCCUGGGGCUCCUGCUGUAGAGCCCUGCCCACCCUACUGCCCCACCAGUGCCCGGCCCCACCCUCUGCCUUGAAGAAAUACAGCUGCCUCCGGAA